AUGGGAGUACGAGGACUAACGACGUUUAUUGGAACCAACGCUGAGGUGUACCUGAAACCGCACGAGCUACACGAUACGGCCUUGGUCAUCGAUGGCGACAAUCUGUGCGUGCAGCUUUUCAAAAAGUCUACCCAAAAAUGUUUGCCUUUCGGUGGAAACUACGACAGCUACUACCGAGUGGUGGUCGAUUUUUUCGACAUGCUCAAAGCUUGCAACGUGGUCCCGUACGUGCUGCUGGACGGUGGGUACGAGGCACGCAAAAUGUCCACCGUUCGCGAGCGAAUGAUAGGAAAGAUUCACGGUUUACGCAGUCUUUCGCUCGAAGCGACACGCAACUCGCUGCCGUUGAUGAUGCGCGAGGUAUUUAUCGAUGCGCUCCGGGCGGCAGAAGUGCGAUUGAUGCGGUCUUCGUUCGAGGCGGAUGACGAGGCGGCUAUUUUGGCACGCAAACUCAACUGCCCGGUGAUGAGCUAUGACUCGGAUUUCUACAUUCACAACGUGCGCUACAUCCCAUACGUUACGCUAACGCACAAGAUCUACCGCAAGGUGAGCGACCAGGAGGGUGAAAACUUUCAGAUUGCAACCAUCGACCGGACGAAGCUUGGUACGCGACAUGAGGUGAAAUUUGUGGCCCAAUGUGGAGACGACACAGCUAUCCGGGGAGAUGGUACAGUAACGUACGACUAUUUGGAUUGCUGUCUGUACACCAUCGACAACCUAACUGGCCCCAAUGAGCGGUUGAAUCGGGAGAUGAUUCCGUUGUUUGCUGUGCUGUUGGGCAAUGACUACAUCGAGAGGAAGGUGCUGACACGGUUCUAUAGUAGCAUCAAGUGUGGACGGGUAAAUCGCAAGAUCAGCCAUCAGCAACGUCGUAUCAAAGUUAUCCUACGGUGGGUACAGAGACACACACUGCAGUCCGCGAUCCGCGCCAUAGUCAACCAGAUUGGACAGAAAAACAAGCAGCGCAUCUACCGCCAGAUGUUAACCGCCAUGCGAGGGUACAAUUGCGAAGAGUGUGUCUCGUAUGAAUACUUUGGAUUUAGCGAUGAAAAGACCGUUGAUGAGGCGCAGCUGGAAAGUGAAAUCGAGCAAAAUUUGAAAGAUUCACUUGCGGAAGAAGCGGAGGAACAGUCAGAGGUAAACGACACAGCAUCCGACGGUGAACCGGAAGAUGGGAACCUUUCAAUCAACGACACAGCAUCCGACGGUGAACCGGAAGAUGGGAACCUUUCAAACAACGACGAAGAAGAUUCGGAAGCAAAACGCCUCAGUGACGUGGCGUCAGAGUCUAGCGAGACAGAGGAAACCACACCUCAGGAAGAGUUGGGUCCCCGGCGUAAGCGAUAUACCGAUGCGGAAUGGCCCACCUGGUUUCGGGAGCUGUACCGUGGUGCACACGUUCCGCGUGUUUUGGCUGAUCUUUAUCAUUCACAGUUAUACGUAAAUUCUCCCCAAGUGGAGGACUUUACGAAACCUGAUAGCAACACCGUGAGCUAUCCAAUUUUGCGCAUGAUUUUUGCGUUGUUAUCAUCGGCCCACCCAAAGACGACACCAACGAGUUUUAGAUACAUGUCCCGAAAGGUACGAGUGGCCAGUGUGCACUAUAUCCCGUUCGAGGAUGUUCAGCUGCCCAAGGAUCUAGCUUUCGACCCUGAAUCGGAGACAAAAAACGUAACCGUUAUGAAGCAUCUGUUCGAGGAUUGCGGAAUCGCAAAGUGGACGGAGCUAUUCCGAGAAAUUCAAAGCCUUCCCCCGAACUUGACCCUUUACUUCCUUACCAUCAUCUACUGGGCGAAGAACUGUGAUGCUGCCAAUGUGGCCCACGUGCUGGCGUUGCUGGUUUGCGUUUUACAGUUACAAAUAAUCGAUCGAUUUUUAAAGAACAAAAAUCGUGACGAAAAGCUCUUCCUAAAGCAACACAAAACGUACCUGGAAGAACAAAAGCGGAAGGGACCGAAACCGACCAUUGUGGGAAAGACAAGCAUCGAGAAGGAUAACCAAGCCAGCUUCACGAGGACCUUCUUCAACCAGUUGGUCAAUGAGGUUGCGCGAGCAGAAGUUAUGCUGGUCUACGAAACUCUGAUCCGUUGCUUUGCGCCCGAUGAAAAGCUGAAUCGAAAAAAUACGUCCAUCGACCGGGCAACCUUGCAUACGAUGGCCGAGUUUCAGUCGGUUUGUUUCAACUUUUACUCACUCGUACCGGUGUUGGGCUUUCCGUUUGAUAACGUGAGAAUGCACGAACUAUACAAUGGUUUGUUCGUUUACAACCUAUACGAAACGAUCAAAUCCCGGGCCGAUCCUUACGAGUAUGUUCGGACCAAACUGUUGCGAUUCUCACCGGCGCUGUCUGAAGCACUGAAACGGAUGAUGGAGCUUGUGGUCCGAUACGUUCCGGAGCUAAACGAUCGAAAGCGAUCGGUAAGGGGAAAAGCCAAAUCGGCCGGAGCAGCAAGUGGGGCCAAAAGAUCGAAAAAAUCCCAAACCCCUCGGCAAGUGAACGAUUGCGCAUUACCACCGGAAAAUCGGAGUGAAAGUGACGACGGUGAUUUUGUGGAUGUAAAUAAUAAAUUUAGCCAACUUUUGUUGGCCAACUAA
Messenger RNA from Anopheles cruzii, 2595 nucleotides. RefSeq names its product protein asteroid (gene ast). NCBI's taxonomy places the organism in Eukaryota, Metazoa, Arthropoda, Insecta, Diptera, Culicidae. Bases 1 to 2595 code for a protein of 864 amino acids. The record is from RefSeq and is a predicted model, not a curated record. The transcript has a single exon. Gene Ontology annotation, molecular function: nuclease activity.